This is a messenger RNA of Mollisia scopiformis, 2059 nucleotides long. RefSeq lists its product as uncharacterized. Gene Ontology annotation, molecular function: macrolide binding; peptidyl-prolyl cis-trans isomerase activity. The transcript has 5 exons. NCBI's taxonomy places the organism in Eukaryota, Fungi, Ascomycota, Leotiomycetes, Helotiales, Mollisiaceae. The record is from RefSeq and is a predicted model, not a curated record. Bases 157 to 1680 code for a protein of 507 amino acids. Gene Ontology annotation, cellular component: nucleolus; chromatin.
GAAAGACUUCCUACUCCACCGCUCUUUUUCCUCAUUCAGACUCAACGCAAGCUCUGCUGCUCAGUCUGUAUCUCAUUACGUGGGCCCUCAUAGAUUAAGAUACUUCAUUGUAACCAAUCUUGCGCCAGAAAAGAACGUGUCUGUAAAUCUAUCAAGAUGCCUCUUCUACCUGUUGCCCUUUAUGGGCUUGAAGUCCCUUGCGGUGAUAUCUUGGUUCCAGCUGUGCCAGACUUUCCCGCCACUUUCCGUAUUACGAUGGCUGCCAUCGAUCCUACCGAGCCUGCUCAGCUUCAAGAAGGUGCCAAUGGUUCGACCAUCCCCCGCGCUACCUUGAAGAUCAUCCGUCCACCUCAAGGGUCCGAGGAUGACGACGAAGACGAAGAGUACAUGCGUGCACUCCUAGCCGACAGUGAUUCAGAUGAGGAUGAUGACGAGGAGGAGUCUGACGAGGAAGAGACAAAUGGUGGCCCAAGUGACCCAAGCAAGUCAAAGAAGGCUAAGAAGGCGGCUGCUCUGCAACAAUUGAUGGAGUCGCUUGGCCAAGACUCUGACGAGGAGAUGGGAGAUGCGCCUAACGGUACCAAGGUCGCUAAGAAAGGCAAGGCCAAGGCUAGCAGCGAUGAUGAAGAAGAUAGCGAGGAGGAGAGUGAAGAGGAUGAGAAUGAAGAUGUGGAGGUGGACGAAUUUGUUCUCUGCACUCUUGAUCCCGAGAAGCAUUACCAACAACCUCUUGACAUUACCAUUGCUGAGAACGAGCGAGUUUUCUUCAAGGUCACUGGUACCAACACCAUCUAUCUCACUGGCAACUAUGUCAUUCCUGACGACAAUGGCCACAACCAUCGUCAUGAGGUCUACGAUUCCGACUCCGAUGAUGAGGACGAUGAGGACUAUGACUUGUCUCCCGAUGAGGACGAGCUUGAGCUUGAGAUGGAUGACGACGAGAGCGAUGACUUGGACACACUCGAGAAUCCCCGUAUCACCGAGGUUGACUCUGAAGACGAGGAGGCCCCCAAGCUUGUUACCAAGUCUGAGAAGAAGGGCAAGAACAAGCGCUCUGCUGACGAGAUCGAUGAAGGUACUUCUCUCGACGAUAUCAUGGCCAAAUCCUUGAAGCCUGAAACCGAGGAAGAGCCUAAGCUCAGCAAGAAGCAAUUGAAGAAGCUGAAGAAGAACAAUGGCGAAGCCGCUCCAGCGAAGACUGAAGAGACCAAGAAGGAGGAUACCAAGGACAGCAAGGCUGACAAGAAAGUUCAGUUCGCAAAGAACCUAGAGCAAGGCCCAACUGGAUCUGCUGAGAAGGCAAAGAGCACUGAUACUGCUAAGGCCAGUGCAGCCAAGCCUGCCACAGGUGUCAAGGUCGUUCAGGGUGUCAAGAUUGAUGACAAGAAGCUCGGAUCUGGACCAGCUUGCAAAAACGGCCAGAGAGUUGGCUUGCGUUACAUUGGCAAGCUUGAGGCCGGCAAAGUCUUCGACUCCAACAAGAAGGGCAAGCCCUUUUCCUUCAAGGUCGGCGGAGGUGAAGUCAUCCAGGGAAUGGACAUCGGCAUUGUUGGUAUGCAAGUUGGUGGUGAACGAAGAAUUACCAUUCCAGCCAAGCUCGCAUACGGCAACAAGUCACAACCUGACAUCCCUUCCAACAGCACCCUUAUCUUCGACCUGAAGUUGCUUGAGAUCAAGUAAAGCUUGUUACUGUUCUUUUCACGACAAUUUCUACGAUUGACCGUUGGAUGUUUAUGAUAUCAUGAGGCACGAGCAUUGCUUGUCGACUCCUCUCCACUGUACAAUUUUCGAUACACCUCUCAUGCAGCCAUUGUGCUGCUUAAUUUCUUACGGCGUGUCGUAUUUCCUUUACGCAUCAAUGCUGUCUUUCAUGAGUCUCCGACCUACGCGGCUCUGUAGUGAAUGUCUUGCGGGACGGAACACAGAAAUUGCGAAAAGGGAUGAGGAGAUUUACAUAGCAUAGCAGGCGCAUCUUAAAAGUUACUUGCACAUUGUCUCUUAUCCUACUUUUAGGGCAAGUUUGUUAAUUUAGUCAGCCAAUGAAAAAACUCCUUUGGGG